CUGAUUUUUGUCUGGUUUUGGCCCUGUGCAGCAGCAUUGCUUCCACGCUCUCUGUUUUCAAGCAAAAUAAGGUUAUUCCUGGCAGGUUCCUCCUUGAGUGCACCCAAGUUGUUGGAAAGGCCCGGCAGCACGAGAUGUUUUCUCACAGUGUUCUGACGACACAGCAACUGUCUUGUUUUCCUGAACAAUGUGACCUGGAGUGGUCUGGAGCCCUCUGAUCUUUGGAAGAGGAUUCAGCAAAGGAUUAAGUGCCCCUCUGAAUGGGACUCCAAGGAGCCUCAUGAUGGUUGAUAGCUCCAGCAAAGCAGGCUUUGUUUGCCCAUGUUUCUGGGAAAGGUUGUCUAGUUUGAUACAGCAAUAAGUGUUAUGUCAGGCAGGCACCUAAAACCAGAUUAGUAGGGAAUUUUCUCAGUGAUGGUUUAAACAUUUUUCAGAUGUUGUUUUUCUAGCAUCCAUCUAGAGCUGUAGCUCAUAGCUGGAAAUCACUUUUUGACAUAAUUGGUAAACUAAGGCCCAUGGUUUGAGAACUGUUGGUAAUUUGCAGUUUUGAAGAAAACCUAUUGCUGGUGGGUUUCAAACCUCCCAGCAUAAGAAGUAGUUUGAUCCAGUUGGCUGGAUGUGCAAAAAUGUGAGAACAGGAAGUAAGGUCAGGUGUUUGCACCUGAGAAAGGCAAACAGGGAAGAGGUAGUGGGAAAAAGAUCAAGUUGUAGGCGAGUCAUAUGUGAAAGAAAAUAGUAAAAAAAAGAAGAUAAGUGGACCACAACUUCCAAGAUGAUUUUGACAGCUCUAACUCAAGCUCUGACUUGCAGCCCCAUCUGUUUUGAUAUGAUUGAAGAAGCCUACAUGACGAAAUGUGGACACAGCUUCUGCUAUAAAUGUAUUCACCAGAGCCUGGAGGACAAUAACAGAUGUCCCAAAUGCAACUAUGUUGUGGACAACAUAGAUCAUCUUUAUCCCAACUUCUUAGUUAAUGAAUUAAUUCUCAAACAGAAGCAAAGAUCUGAGGAGAAAAGACUCAAACUGGACCAUUCAGUGAGUAGCACCAAUGGCCACAGGUGGCAGAUAAUUCAAGAUUUGUUGGGAACUGACCAAGACAAUCUUGACUUAGCCAAUGUCAACCUGAUGCUGGAGCUGCUGGUGCAAAAGAAGAAGCAGUUGGAAGCAGAAUCCCAUGCUGCCCAGCUACAGAUCCUUAUGGAAUUUCUUAAAGUUGCCAGGAGAAACAAACGAGAGCAAUUGGAGCAGAUCCAGAAGGAGCUAAGUGUUCUGGAAGAAGAUAUUAAACGAGUAGAGGAGAUGAGUGGCCUGUACUCCCCGGUCAGUGAGGACAGCACAGUGCCACAGUUUGAAGCUCCCUCACCUUCACACAGUAGUAUUAUUGACUCCACCGAGUAUAGCCAGCCUCCAGGCUUCAGUGGCAGUUCUCAGACCAAAAAGCAGCCGUGGUAUAACAGCACGCUGGCCUCGCGACGCAAGCGCCUCACUGCUCAUUUUGAGGACCUUGAGCAGUGCUAUUUUUCCACCAGGAUGACUCGGGUCUCAGAUGACAGCAGAACCACCAGCCAGCUGGAUGAGUUUCAGGAGUGUCUAUCCAAGUUCACACGCUACAAUUCUGUCCGACCGCUGGCAACGCUGUCCUACGCUAGUGACCUCUACAAUGGCUCCAGCAUAGUGUCCAGUAUUGAGUUCGACCGAGACUGUGACUACUUUGCCAUCGCUGGAGUGACAAAGAAGAUUAAAGUCUAUGAGUAUGGUACAGUCAUUCAGGAUGCAGUGGAUAUUCACUACCCUGAGAAUGAAAUGACCUGUAAUUCCAAAAUCAGCUGUAUCAGCUGGAGUAGUUACCACAAGAACCUGCUAGCCAGCAGUGACUAUGAAGGCACCGUCAUCCUUUGGGAUGGAUUCACAGGACAGAGAUCCAAGGUCUACCAGGAGCAUGAGAAAAGGUGCUGGAGCGUUGACUUUAACCUGAUGGACCCUAAGCUAUUGGCUUCAGGCUCUGAUGAUGCCAAAGUGAAACUGUGGUCUACCAACUUGGACAACUCAGUCGCAAGCAUUGAGGCCAAGGCUAACGUGUGUUGUGUCAAAUUCAGCCCAUCUUCUAGGUAUCACCUAGCUUUUGGCUGUGCAGAUCACUGUGUUCACUACUACGACCUUCGCAACACUAAACAGCCCAUCAUGGUGUUCAAAGGGCAUCGCAAGGCUGUCUCCUAUGCAAAAUUUGUGAGCGGGGAGGAAAUCGUCUCUGCGUCAACAGACAGCCAGCUGAAGCUGUGGAACGUAGGGAAGCCUCACUGCUUGCGCUCCUUCAAGGGUCACAUCAACGAGAAGAACUUCGUAGGGCUUGCAUCCAAUGGAGACUACAUUGCCUGUGGAAGUGAAAAUAAUUCCCUUUACUUAUACUAUAAGGGCCUCUCGAAGACACUGCUGACAUUCAAGUUUGAUACAGUCAAAAGUGUCCUGGACAAGGACCGGAAAGAAGAUGACACAAAUGAGUUUGUGAGCGCUGUGUGCUGGAGGGCACUUCCAGAUGGGGAGUCCAACGUGCUUAUUGCUGCUAACAGUCAGGGUACAAUUAAGGUACUGGAGCUGGUAUGAAGGGUUUUCUCUCAAGGCAUAAGGUACUUGGUCCUGCUGAUAUGCUACAGUAUUCAUCUGAGAACCACAGUGGGACAAGAAACCAAAACCACCUUGAUGUUCCUCCCCAGAACGAUCAUGUUUGGGUUUUUUUCCAUUUAUGGACUUUCUAGGACAUUUUGAGACACUGGUAACACCAAUGAACUGUCUGCCAUCAACAUUAAUUCCACAGACUUUGCUGGUGCUGGUGGUGGUAUGGUUGUCUAAUUUUUAUGAUAGGAAAACAAAUUCUUUUAAAUAAAAAGGAGUAAUAAAAUUUAUUGAGCCACAAGCUGAAGCUGGAAGAUUGUCUUGUUGCAUAAGAGAACAGAGUGACUUGUGAAGGGAGCUUACAGGAGCACACAGGGCUGUCCUCAGCUGCACAUCUCCAGUUACUUACAUCUGGACUCUACUUCAUCCUCACCAGAAAAAGAAAAUCUCUAAGCCUUACCUGGACAUGCAAGCAAUUCACUUUGAAAUCCCAUCAUGAUACGGUUCUGUUGUUCCUUUGAUUAUUAAUUAUUUUUUAGAUGCAUUAUAUGUUGAGAAAUGUCACUGAGGUUGACACCACUGGAGACUGAAGUCCUCUAGUCAUUGAAAAGGACACCUUCCCCUUCCUCCUCUCCUUAGACCCCUUCCUUGCCCCAAAGGGGCAGUUCCAAAGGAGAGAAUUAAGUUGUCCUCCCAUCCAUGUGGGCCACCUACCACCAGCAACAUGUUGGGAUGAGGGGGCCUGCAGUUCCUGAGACCUGGACCGACCUUGCCAAGACAUCGUGGGAUAAAGAUCUGCCUCCCACUGACCUGGCUGUGUUUGACUAUCUCAGCUAGAGGAGGAAGCUUCUAGAUCCAGUUACCAAAGCCCUGCACCACUCAAUCGCCUGUGUGGUCUGGUUGUGUUUGCCCCUCUCUGCACACCGUGGAAGCCGAGCAUUUUGAAUGUUGUAAUAAGAGAGGGGAUGGAGUUGGUUUGUAAUGUGUUUCAGAGCCAUGAUAUAAGUAGCCUUAUUUUUAAUGGUCAUGCAUACACUUAAUUGUACAUAUGGAGGGGGAAUAAACCAUGAAGCUGAGA
Messenger RNA from Cyanistes caeruleus (blue tit), 3686 nucleotides. RefSeq names its product COP1 E3 ubiquitin ligase (gene COP1). The record is from RefSeq and is a predicted model, not a curated record. Gene Ontology annotation, molecular function: ubiquitin protein ligase activity; protein binding. Lineage: Eukaryota; Metazoa; Chordata; Aves; Passeriformes; Paridae. Gene Ontology annotation, biological process: proteasome-mediated ubiquitin-dependent protein catabolic process.